This is a messenger RNA of Aspergillus terreus NIH2624, 351 nucleotides long. RefSeq names its product MYB DNA-binding domain protein. NCBI's taxonomy places the organism in Eukaryota, Fungi, Ascomycota, Eurotiomycetes, Eurotiales, Aspergillaceae. The record is from RefSeq and is a predicted model, not a curated record. The coding region runs from base 1 to 351 and encodes 116 amino acids. The transcript has 2 exons.
AUGCCUCCCGCCCCGCCUCCGGUCUCCGUGCCCGCAAAGCGUCUGCAGCCCGCCCACACCGCCGAGUCGCCGGCUAAGAAACAGUCCAAGUGGUCGCCCGAGGAGGACGCCCUGAUCAUCGAGCUGCGCGGCAGCGGCAUGAAGUGGGAGGACAUCAGCAAGCGGCUCCCCGGCCGAAGCGCCAUCAGCUGUCGCCUCCACUAUCAGAACUAUCUGGAGCGCCGGAGUGAGUGGGACGAGGACAAGAAGAACAAGCUGGCCCGGUUAUACGAGAGGCAGAAAUGUGGUCCAAGGUGGCGGAAGAAAUGGCUAUCCCGUGGCGCGCCGCAGAGGCGAUGCAUUGGCAGCUAG